Messenger RNA from Condylura cristata (star-nosed mole), 2385 nucleotides. RefSeq names its product chromosome unknown open reading frame, human C19orf12. The transcript has 3 exons. The record is from RefSeq and is a predicted model, not a curated record. The coding region runs from base 1399 to 1824 and encodes 141 amino acids. Lineage: Eukaryota; Metazoa; Chordata; Mammalia; Eulipotyphla; Talpidae.
GGGGUCUCGUUGGAAAUGCCAUGUUUCCUCAUCCCGACUUGCCAGUGACUCCUGAGCACUUGAGAUAGUCCCUGACCUCAGAAGUGUAAAAGGGGAUUUCGGGGUGGGGGCACCUUCAGAUAAAGAGCUGGCUGCGAGUCAGAGCUGAGCUCGGAGGUGGUUAUGUCAUUUACAGGUUUUUAGGUUUGGGGAAAGGUUUCACUCCAAAGUUUAUUCCUUUGGUGGUGUUAACAUGUAUCUGAAGUAAAAGUCAUCCCGUUUGCCUGCUUAGCUUCACAGGGCCGUGGCCACUGGUCAGUCAGGGGACGCUCUCCAUCCCCGUUCCUGAGUGGCUUCUUUCCAGUACAGUCCCUUUGCUGCUCUGAUGCUGUCUUAUUAUGUGACAAGUCUUGGCCUCUGGAAGAGUGGAAGGGGCUUUGCUGGGGAGGCUAAGGAGACAUUUUCUGUGUGUGCAGUGAUGUUGCUGGUGAGCACAGGGCCUGGCAGGCAGGGCAGGUCCAGGAUUCCUGGAAGCCAGGGCUGGAGGGGCCCUGAGUCUCCUGCUGGACCUUGGCAACCCUGCAGGGCCUGUUCCUCCACUGCCAGUCACACCCACUUGCUGAGGGCACACAUCUGGGGGAGCCUGAGGGCUGAGUAACUGUCACCUGAACUCCUAGAUCAUCCUGUCCUGCUGCCCAAGGGAGCUGACAGGACAGUCUGGGGGCUCGUUGGAAAUGCCAUGUUUCCACACCCCGACUCGCCAGUGACUCCUGAGCACAAAGUCCCUGACCUCAGGAGUGUCCAGGAGGGUCCAAGGGGGCACCUCCAGGGUGUGGAGCACAGGUGUCUCCUGGGACUCUGAACACCUGAGUGUGGGGAGAUCAGAGUCCUCAGUUUUGUAGCUGUUCAAGCUUCAUUCCCAGAACUGGGAGGGUAAUUUCCCAGCAGAGACCUGUCCUGGAUGACCUCUGGGCCAAAAAGGCUCAUGUGCCUUAAACACAGUGAAUAGUGGAUUUUGCUCCAAACUUGUGCCCAUCAGGCUCCUCUAGUGACUGCAGGUGUCAGCCUUGCCUGGAGAGGGGGUUCUGGCGACAAAGCGCAGUCCCCAGGGAGCCUGGGCCACCCCCUGGAAGGAGAAGCACCAGCUUGAGGCCACUUUGACAUUACUCCUGGCCCUUCCUGGAGUUGGUCCAUAUUGGGGCUCCAUCCCCAUGACCCCCGGCAAAGGCUGCAGUGUCCUGGCACCUGCGUUUUCCUUUCAGCAUGACUAAGAGUUUCUUGAUCUCAGAGAAUUGUUCUAAAAGUGACUGUUCCAAAGGCCCACCAUUCAGCUGCCGUCUUCAUACAUGUAACCACCCUGGAAUUCUUUGGAUUCUUAUUUCUGGUUGAUCCAUAUAGAAACAGCCAUAGCCUGCCGAGAUGCCCAUCGUGGUAGAGGACAUCAUGAAGCUGCUGUGCUCCGUGUCCGAGAAGAGGAAGAUGAGGGCAGCCGUCAAGCACUCGGGCAGGGGCGCCCUGGUCACGGGGGCCGUGGCCUUCGUUGGGGGCUUGGUUGGCGGCCCCCCGGGACUCGCCAUGGGGGGGGCCGUUGGGGGUCUUUUAGGGGCCUGGAUGACGAGUGGACAGUUCAAGCCAAUUCCUCAGAUCAUAAUGGAGCUGCCGCCCUCGGAGCAACAGAAGCUGGUUAACGAGGCUACGGCGAUCGUUAGGCACCUGGACUGGACGGAUGCUGUGCAGCUGACCACGCUGGUCAUGGGCAGUGAGGUGCUGCAGCAGCAGCUGCUGGCCAUGCUGGUCAACUACGUCAACAAGGAGCUGCGGGCGGAGGUGCAGUACGAUGACUAGGCCUUGCUGCUGGACGGACCUUCCCACUCACGGAAGGCGUCGGGCAGCCCCGCGCGCAGGGGUGACCCAGCGCUUGUGUGUCAUCUGCUGAAGAGUCUACGCUGGGUCAUGUUUGGAAAUAUCCGUGAAGGUGCGUUUGCUGGUUACGAGCGCUGAUGUGAGGCAGGAGCCUGUGAAGUGUGCUGUGGAGAGCCUGCUGUCGCACCGCUGGGUGGACCCGCUCGGCUCCCCUGGCCGCACCAGGACUGUGGAGGAAGGUCACGGGUGUCUCACCGUGCGAGGGUGACUCUGUCCCAAGCAUCUGUUGGUCCGCUGGUUCCCCAGGGUCCCUGGAGCUCAGGAAUUGGGGGCCAGCUGACUCUGGAAGCACCUUGACCUUGUUACUUCCCCACCCUGAGACUUCUGAGUGGCCUCCUGGGGGACCGUCCCGUGCUCUGGCCCUUGUCCCGCCAGCUGUACCCCGGGGUGGGCCUCCAGGAGCUUCCUCUCCCCACCUGAAGUCAUGUUGUUCUGCACUAUGCUGCUUAAAUCAAACACGUUCAGUAAAAACGAUUGCUCUGA